AUGACACAUGAGAGAUUCUCCUUGAUUCAAAAAUAUCUACAUUUAGCUGAUAAUUGUCAAAUGCCUCCACCUGAUUCCCCUAACUUCGAUUUAUUAUACAAAGUUCGACCGAUUCUCAAUUUGGCCCAGAAGUUCAAAACAGUUAUGAAUCCUCAACGUGGUUUAGCCAUCGACGAGGCGAUGAUCGCUUAUAAAGGUAAAUUUCCCACCCGCCAGUACAUGCGUGAUAAGCCUGAUAAGUGGGGAUUCAAGAUGUGGGCCAUUGCAGAAAGCAAGAGUGGAUACAUGCUUGACAUUUCACCGUAUCUGGGGAAAAAAGAAGUUGUGAGAAAAGAAUUACUGCUAGGCGAGCAGGUGGUUCUGCAAUUAUCAGAAGCUUUUCGUGAUAUCUAUUAUCAUAUUUACUUCGACAACUUCUUCACAUCAGUCUUUUUGAUGGAGGAAUUAUUGAAGUAUAAUAUUUAUGCAUGUGGCACCGUGAGAUCGAAUCGUCGCGAAUAG
Messenger RNA from Diachasma alloeum, 501 nucleotides. RefSeq names its product piggyBac transposable element-derived protein 3-like. The transcript has a single exon. NCBI's taxonomy places the organism in Eukaryota, Metazoa, Arthropoda, Insecta, Hymenoptera, Braconidae. Bases 1 to 501 code for a protein of 166 amino acids. The record is from RefSeq and is a predicted model, not a curated record.